Molecule: messenger RNA, 3903 nt
Organism: Sarcophilus harrisii (Tasmanian devil)
Lineage: Eukaryota; Metazoa; Chordata; Mammalia; Dasyuromorphia; Dasyuridae
Gene: KCNK13
Product: potassium two pore domain channel subfamily K member 13
Exons: 3
Coding region: 1080-2297 (405 amino acids)
Biological process (GO): stabilization of membrane potential; potassium ion transmembrane transport
Cellular component (GO): membrane
Molecular function (GO): potassium ion leak channel activity
Source: RefSeq, a predicted model, not a curated record
GGGGGGGGGGGGGGGGGGGGGGGGGGGGGGGGCCCUCGACGGGGAGCCCUCCGAGGGGAAGGAGACCGCGGCUCAGCUGCCGCUCCCAGCCUGGCGCCAGGGAAAGCAGCCCCAAGCCCCCGACUGAUAGACCCUCGAAAGUCUGUGUUCCGUGGAAGAGAGAUUGGGUAGCUCUAGGGUACGAGAGUAUUUCUACUGGACAAGAGACUCCAAAAUUAGAAGAAUCUGAGAUCUGAGCAAAGAAAAAGUCAACUGUGGUGCUGAAGGAUGGUGCUGUAGGAAGGAUUCUUUUCAAGGGGCGGCAAAGCCUGGGGUCAUACGCGCUUAGAUCUGGAGGGGACUUUAGAGCCUGACCCGUUAUUUUAAGAAGAUACUGCUGGGUAGAAAUUUCAAAUCGGGGGGUGGGGGGGGGGGAAAGAAAGAGCCUAAACUUAAGGCAGCAGAGGAUGAGACUUUUGGAGAUCCAGGAGGGUUGAGGUUUUCCUUUGACCACGCGGAAACAAGAAAUCUCCUCCCUACCUCUUGUCACCAAGUGCCAGAAAUACUGAGAACACUGGAACUAGGGAGGGGGAGAGAAGGAGGAUCUGAAACUGGGCAGCAAAAACAAACGGGCUUGGGGAAGAGGCAAUAUUCAAGAACCGCAGCACGUUGGUCUUUGGAAGACAUCUGGUGGGGAAUGAACUCUGGACGAGACUACUGACUUGCCCUCUAAGAGACAAAGUCACCCUAAAACUUUUGGUCUAAGGCUUUUUUUUCCUUUUUUUCUUUUUUUCUUUCUUUCUUUUUCUUUUCUUUUCUUUUUUUUUUUUUAAGCAUGCCACGGGUCUGAAGAGAAAACCAAACAAAUAAACAGUUCUUGGAAAGCGAGUACUACCAUGGGCAGCGCCAGGAAUCCCGGUUCAGACCGACAUUAGCAUAAGGCAUCGGACCAUACCCUCACGUUGUAAAAACAAAUCCUUUUUCAUCACUGGGCUGCCUGCCCUUUCCAUCAGUUAUCUCCCGCCCCACUCCUUUCCUGUUACCACAGCAGUUUGGAAAGAACCUGAUUGGGCAGAUUUUCCUUAGGGACCUUGCCAGCCAUGGCAAGUCAGGGCUGUGGCUGCUGUUGGACUGCUGGGCACCUGAACCUGGACAACGUUAGAUUCUUGAUACUGGCUAUCUUGAUUGUCCUAUACAUGGUGUGUGGGGCAGCUGUCUUCUCGGCGAUCGAGAGAGCUAAUGAGUGCAGGGGAAAGGAAUUGUGGAGGGAGAAGUUACUAAACUUUAGCCUGACUCACAAUCUGAGCCUCGAUGUGCUUGGAGAUUUUCUCCGGAAUUAUGAGGAGGCCAAGUCUGCUGGAAUCCGAAUUGAUGACAGCCGGCCCCGGUGGGACUUUACUGGUGCUUUCUAUUUUGUAGGCACUGUGGUUUCCACUAUAGGUUUUGGGAUGACUGCACCAGCCACCGUGGAAGGCAAAGUUUUUCUGAUAUUCUAUGGUCUCAUUGGCUGCUCGGGAACGAUCCUGUUCUUCAACCUCUUCUUGGAGCGCUUGAUUACGGUCAUCACCUACGUCAUGAGGUUAUUCCAGGAGACGCAGAUCAGAAAGAGGGAACUGCUGCCAGCCGACAAGCUGAGGACCUCGGGCAUCUCGGAGCAGGAGAACACGGGGCCCUGGAAGCCCUCGGUGUACUACGUCAUGCUGAUCCUGUGCGUGGCCUCCCUCAUCAUCUCGUGCUGUGCCUCGGCCAUGUACACUCCCGUGGAGGGCUGGACCUACUUUGAUUCUUUUUAUUUCUGCUUCGUGGCCUUCAGCACCAUUGGCUUUGGUGACCUGGUCAGCAGCCAGAACGCCCAGUACAGCAGCCAGGAGCUCUACCGCUUCGGCAACUUCGUCUUCAUCCUGCUGGGCGUCUGCUGCAUUUACUCCUUGUUCAACGUGAUAUCCAUCCUCAUUAAGCAGUUUAUUAACUGGAUGGUGUGGGAGAUUGAAUUCUACUUUUUCCGGUGCCAGAGAAAAGCUUUAUUCUUUCGGAGAAACGCAGUCACUCCCAGCAUUAUGCGGAACGGGCAGGAAAUCUCCAUUGAGACGGAUGGUGUGAUUGAGAGUGAAACGGACGAGCACCGUCCCCCCGGAGAGACGGCCUCCGUGAAGGACUUCAAGGGCUCGCUGGCCACGCCGCAGAAGCCGCCCUCCGAGGCGGCCAACGGAGGGCCCCGAAAGCCCCCCGGCACGGCCCUGCACACGGGAUUUUCGGGCGGGGUGGGAGCCCUGGGAAUCAUGAACAACAGGCUGGUGGAAACGAGUGGGAAGAGAUAGAGAGGCUGGAAGCCAAGGGAGAGGGCAAGGACCCGAAGAGUCCUUGUCAUCCCCGGGGCCAAGUAGACAGAGAAGGACUGUCUGCCCUCAGAGGCCUUGGCAACAGCUCCCUAACCUUGGUUCCAGUUUUACAUCGUCCGCCUUGGCCCUCAGCAGAACUUUAUUCCCUCACGUAACUGCCUCCCAAGGGACUGUGUUGAAUGAUAUAACAUCCUGUUUCUGUUGUCCUUCCCCCUCCCCCCCCCCUUAUAUAUCUAUAUUCCUUAAAUCUGAGACCAGCUCUAAAAAAUAAUCACAGAGAAGAUUAAACUUUCUUCUUCUGGGUCAGCUAAUGCCUUAAAAUUGCCUUAUAUUUGUACAGUGCUUUACACUUUGCAAAGUGAGUUUCUAUUUAUAGUAUCCCAUUUGAACCUCACAAAUGGGUAGACCUUGGAGAUAUGCAGGGCCAGGAUUACCAAUCCCCACUUUUUAAAAAACAGACCAAAUUUACACAGCUGUAAUAAGAAGCAGAGAUGAAACUACCACUGUGACUCCAGGUUAGCUUUUCUGUGGAAUAUUCAGUAUCAUACAGAAAUGGGCCAGUUCCAUUGGGGAAGAGGAAAGGGAUGGGAAAGUUGCAUGUUUUAAGGCUUAAUUUCUGCUAUUUGUAUCCUUCAGAUGGAAGGAGGAUUUUUAUUCCUGCUUUGCAACUUAAGAGUUGCUGACCUGUUAACAAAUGUUAAAACUAUCUCCAUUCUAGGUCUUCUUUAUUAGCUCACUGGUUAAUCUCCAGCUCUUCUUCCCUCCCUCCUCAGUCUUAUCUGAACUAUAUAAUUCAUACUCUUUUUUGAAAGGGAAUUGUUGCUACUUAGAACUGGAAGCUGACAGAGCAGCAUUUCCAAGUCUAGGACAAAGAAAAAAAAACAUUUAUUUUGUAUAGUUGGGUUUUGAUGUUUUGGUUUAUUUAAUGGUGUUUUCUCCUAUAGGGUUGCUAGCCAACUAAGUGAGAAUUGACAAGACAGCAGAUUCCAUGUCAGGCUUUUAAAUUGAAAUGAAAAAACAAAAACAAAACACUUCUCUGUUUCAGCUUGACUGCCUCCUUCCUAGCUCACACAGCUCCAGUCCUUCUAUUACAAAGACUGGGGAUUGAUUAGAAUGCAUGCUGAAAGAAUCCAUUUUACUUAGUAAAAUUAGCUGAGCACAUUAGGGAUGCAAAGAGAAAACCUGGAUGAGAGAGAGAGAGAACAAUUCAUUGUAGGCAGAUAAACAAGCUGAGGUGACAUUCACCUGAUGUCUUUAAAAGCCAUUCAACAUCAUGUCUAAGUAUUUGCAGAAGGACUCCUGCAAGGUAAAUAAAGGAAAUGAGGCUGGGCCAUUUCUCAUGCUUUUCAUGCUUUGGUCUCUCUAUACAUCAUCUCAGAGCUGUUUCUCAACGUUGCCAGAAAUGAGAAAAAAUUCCAAAGAACCUCUUUCUUCAAUUUUUCCUUUUUUUAAUAUUAAAACCACCUCAUUUCUGGAUAGGGUUUGCAAGCCUAAGGGAGGGAAAGGAAGGAGAAAGAAAGGGAAGAAGGGGAAGGAGGAAGCAAGAAGGGAAGAAACAAUGAAGGAAGGAGAAAGACAGUGAAAA